Crotalus tigris (Tiger rattlesnake) is the source of this 4252-nucleotide messenger RNA. RefSeq names its product L-threonine 3-dehydrogenase, mitochondrial-like. Gene Ontology annotation, biological process: L-threonine catabolic process. Lineage: Eukaryota; Metazoa; Chordata; Lepidosauria; Squamata; Viperidae. The record is from RefSeq and is a predicted model, not a curated record. The transcript has 9 exons. The coding region runs from base 142 to 1272 and encodes 376 amino acids. Gene Ontology annotation, molecular function: L-threonine 3-dehydrogenase activity.
GCGAAGGUGGGAGGGAUUUGCAGGCAGCAGCCGGUGCCGAAGUAUAAGACGAGGAAGGCGAGCGUCGCGUGUGAUUCUGCGGCGAGUGCUUGGUAUUCACGUGUGUCGUCUGAGAAGAAAGACUUGAAGCACAGUUGAAAAAUGCCCACCAUCAGGAAUUUGACUUGUGCUGUUAAAUAUCUGUUGAACAAACCUGGCUGUGGUUGUCAGGUUGCUCUUGUGCCAGCUAGAUGUCUUAGCAUUUCACCCCGGCAAGUGCCAUCAGAUGCCAGCUUUCAUUCAGUAUGUUUUUCAGAAACUGAUCAUCCACGGGUGUUAAUUACAGGGGGACUAGGCCAGCUUGGAGUAGGACUUGCCAAACUGUUAAGAAAACGCUUUGGAAAGAACAACGUGAUUUUGUCAGAUAUUAGAAAGCCCCCUGAUAGUGUCUUCUAUAGUGGUCCUUUUAUCUACUCUGAUAUUUUGGAUUAUAAGAAUCUUCGUGAGAUAGUGGUAAACAACAGAAUUACUUGGCUAUUCCAUUACAGUGCUUUGCUCAGUGCAGUUGGAGAAGCUAAUGUCCCUUUGGCAAGAUCUGUGAAUAUUACUGGACUGCACAACAUUCUUGAUAUAGCUGCCGAGCAUGGUUUGCGUCUCUUUGUUCCUAGUACAAUUGGUGCCUUUGGACCAACUUCUCCUAGGAAUCCAACCCCUGAUCUCUGCAUCCAAAGGCCAAGGACAAUCUAUGGAGUUUCCAAGGUUCAUGCUGAACUUAUGGGAGAGUACUAUCAUUAUAGGUAUGGACUAGAUUUCCGGUGUUUAAGAUAUCCUGGCAUUAUCUCAGCAGAUUCCCAGCCUGGUGGAGGAACAACUGAUUAUGCAGUCCAAAUUUUCCACGAUGCUCUCAAGACUGGAAAGUUCCAGUGUAAUCUUAAACCAGACACCCGCUUGCCAAUGAUGUAUAUCGAUGACUGUCUUAGAGCUUCUUUGGAGAUCAUGGAAGCACCUGCUGAGCAGCUGAGCAUGAGGACUUACAACAUCAAUGCCAUGAGUUUUUCACCUGAGGAGCUGGUUCAAGAGGUCCAGAAGCAUAUUCCAGAACUUGAAGUUGCCUACAAUGUAGAUCCUGUUAGACAAGCCAUUGCUGAUAGUUGGCCAAUGGUUUUUGAUGACAACAAUGCUCGCCAAGAUUGGGGAUGGAAACAUGAUUAUGAUCUUCCAGACCUGGUGACCACUAUGUUCAACUUCCUUAGCUCUGUCCGUUCCGUUUCCAGAGUUGCUCAAGUCAGCUAAGUCUUUAUACGAUGCAGCCAUCAGAUGUCUCAGAGCACUUCAUCUACUAAGAAUUGAAGAGCCUGCUAUUUGAACAUGAUUAUUGACUUCUCAGUUCGCUUUUCUUUUUGUUGAAGAAAUAUACAUGCAUAUACAGUGUAUUUGCUAAAGAUAUGCACACAUACAUAUAUACACAUACGUGCAUAUACUGAGAAAAACUUUAUAUGUACUUCUGAAAGAUGUUUGUCUAUAGGGACCCUCAGGAAAUACUUGUUCAUUAGCUGCAAUUCUCCUAAUCCUAAAUGUUUAUUUGGAAUAUACUCUUCUUUUGUUAUUUUGUUUUUUUAGCACUAUGCAUGCUUCAGUAAGGAUUUGGAAGAAGUACUUUGGAACUCACAUGAACAUAUCAUCUUUUGCUAUUUAUUAAAGCAGCCACUUUUUUUUAAGAAUUCUAUCCAAACUUGACCAAAAAUGCUUCUGUAGAAGGCUGAAAAAAAUUGGGCUAGUGUAAUGAGUGAGCAGAGGUGCUGACCUUGUUUAAGCAUCAAAGCAUUUUCAUAUUCAUUUUGAAGUGUGCACAGGCUUAAAAACUACAGCUAAAACUAAAUUAAUGUCCUACCUUGAAUUUCCUGGGCUAUAAAAUGUAGAUGACAUGAGAAGAAGAGCAUUAAGGAGAGACUUCAUAGAAGAGAAGCAUAUUCUCAGCUCUUAGUUGGAACUGUGAUUUUCUGAUAGUUUGUUCUAUCUCUAAGUGCAAAUUCUCCUGAACUUCUUGCUCCCACAUUCAUAGAAAACUGAACACAACUAUACAGUUCUGGAAGGAUUAAGUAUUAGGUCUUACAUUUUUAUUAUUGUAAGCUCUCUUUGUCCACUAGAGCCCUCCUAUAAUAUUCACAGAGUGAAAUUGGUAUCAGGAUGCUAUAGUUUCUAAGCAAAUACACUUCUGCAUUGUUGCAAUAUCUGCAGCACUAAGAAGUAAAUGACAAGAAAAAAACAGGGAUUUCACGCAGUAUCCCUCCAUUUUUUCCUGACAUUUACUUCUUUGCAACAGUGCAAAGAAAAAAAUCACGCAAUAAUGAUAGCUGCAAGCUGGGCAGCUGGAAAAUUGCGCUUUGAUCAUUUUGGAUCUAUUACCUGAAUAUUGUGGAAAUUCAAACUAGAUUACAUUUAAAAAAUCAGAUUAAAUCUGUGAAUCUGUCAUUUGCUCCUUAUUUAUAAAUUAUGGUACUUUGGGAUAUGUUUCUGUGUUUUUAGGUAUUUUGGUAUCUGAAAAUAUAAGAUUUAAAACUACACUUUAAUUCUUUCCCCAACCUACUAUAAAUGUGUUCAGUUGCCUGUGGAAGUGAUUUUUUUUUCCCCUUCUCUGUUUGCUUUUGUUUUAUAUUGAUACCUUCAACAUUCCAUAGCCCAGGCUAAUUUAUAGACAGAUACUGUUUGCUUGACUUUGGGUAUUUUUUUUAUUCUGUACUGUAUGUCAAAGUAAGAUCAGUCCAUAGGAAACUUGGCCUUGAAAAGUACAAGGAAAUUAUAUGUGAAUCCAGAUAUUUCCUCAAGUUAGUGGUCAUUUUUUAGCAACUCUGAAUUAGUUUCCAAUCAAAGAACCCUAGACAGCAAUGUUUCCUUUGUUACAGUAUAAGCAUAUUUAACUUAUCUAUAUAUUGUGAAUUAUAUGCCCCUCAAUUUCAAAAAACUCUUGAGAUGCUUACAGAUGAUACAAAAAUAGAAAUAAUUAAAAGGAAAUAACUAAACCUAAUAAGAAUCACCACUGACACCAAGGAAAAUAGUACUGGCAAUAAUGUUCACCAUUGCAAGAAGGGAAUUCCUGAGGAUCAGUCCUCAAAGACUUUCCAGAACAGUCUGAGUUUGGCAGCUUUCCUGAACACAAAGAGUUGGUGCUUUUCCAAACAUCUAGGUUCAGGGUCACUCUGUGAUAAGAAUAGGGGAUUGUUUUUGUACCAUUGUUGUGGGCUUUCCAAAGGCAUGCUUUGGACAAAAUGGAGUGGAAUAUAUGAACAUUUUAAUCUACUCAGUGGCCUAUAUCUCCAUAUGAAGGGGACUGCAUGAUGCACAGUUGUCUUUUAUAGGUUCUUUAGAUUUUAGAUGUGUUUUUUAUCCCACUUUUAUUAUUUUUAUAAGUCAUUCAAAAUGGUGGACCUACCUAAUACUCCUUUCUCCUCCUAUUUUCCUCACAACAACAGCUAUGUGAGGUGAGCUAAGCUGAGAGAGACUGACUGGCCCAAAGCUACCAGUCAACUUUCAAGCCUUAUUACCCCUUGAAUUCUCAGGAGAUAUAAGGUGGUACAUAUUUCAAUGUUUGUUACAUUUCUGUGCAUAUCUCAAGCACUUACACUGAAAUACAAUAUUGCCUACAUUUAAAAUUUCUCUGUAAUUCUAGCUCUAAGACAGGAUUUGGACUUUUGGUCAUAGCUGUUUAGAUUAUACUUUUGGCCCAAUGGGUCUGCUAAGCAAAACCCAAUCAAAUAAGUUUACAAUGUUAAGAACUUAAAAAUAAUUUCCACACACAGGUCACUUUGAUAUUGAAAGUAUUUUCUUUAUUAAAUACAAAUGUGCUGAGUUAACUACAUAAUUGUCUUUUUUUCUGUAAUAAGAAAUAAUUCAUAAGAAAGGUUUUUUUUUGUUCAGUCUGAUUUAUUCUAAAAUGCUGGAAGAUGACUAAGGCUAUUCUGGUGAGAUCAGAAUAUUAAAAUCAAAAUUCCCAUAUUUGGGCAAAGAUUUGGUCUGCGAGUUUUAGUUACUUUUUUAUGAAGGUAUUUAAAAAUUUUGUUUCCCUUAUGGAAUUUAUUAUAGUCAAACCUUUUUAUUACUCUGUAUGUCCAAUGACUUUAAUGGGAUGUUUUAUCAGUUCUGAAUUACAUAGUUUCUUUUAACAAGAAGGAAUAUUUGUCUCCAGAUUAAGAGUAAAAAAAAUAGUUUUCUCUCUUUCUCUGCCACUCCAUUGAAAGAUAUUAGUACUAUUUGAAUAAAGUUCUAAAUACAUGGA